CACACACACAGGCGCGCGCACCUGACCUGACCGCACACUUCUUCCGCACAACCGCACUGUACUGCACUACCUCAGACUCAUUGGAGGGAGGGGGGAGACGACGCAGGUCGGCUGCUCACGGCGGGUCCGGCCGGAGGGGGAGGCGCCGGCGGAAUGCUGCGGGCCGUCGUUUGUCCCUGGAGCAGAAUUCGUGGCGCGUGAUUCCGCGCUUCUUGGCCCUAAUCGGCGGGCGGCGGCGGUUGGUCGAUUCGAGCGGCCGCGGAGGAGGCCGGAGUUUUCUUCCUUCGGGGCCGGGCGUUCGCGCGCGCUGGGUCUUCUUGCUGCGCUGGUCUGCGCUCACGAGCACGCCGAGGCUGGGAUUUUCGCGAGGAGUGAAGCGUUGAUGACCGUCCGAUUAUAAUUCUUCUUCUCCUUGUUCUCUAGCCAUCCUAACAAUGCAACAUCUUUUGCUCAUAGCUUUUCUUUCUGCUUCUCUGUUCCUUCCUUACCCUCCUUGUGCCAAAGGGGCUGAUCUGAACUCUGACAAGCAAGCCCUUCUUGCAUUUGCUUCGUCUCUGCCUCAUGCAAGAAAGAUCAACUGGACCCUCACAACGCAGGUCUGCACAUCUUGGGUUGGGGUUACAUGCACACCAGAUGGGAAGCGUGUGCGUAUGCUGCGACUACCUGCAGUAGGACUAUUUGGUCCUAUGCCCUCGAACAUACUUGGCAAGCUUGAUGCCUUAGAGGUGUUAAGCCUUCGGUCCAAUCGUCUUACUGUUAGCCUACCCCCUGAUGUAGCAUCCAUUCCUUCUCUGCACUCUCUUUACCUUCAGCGCAACAACUUGUCGGGCAUAAUACCUACAUCACUAUCCUCAAAUCUAGCAUACCUCGACCUGUCGUACAAUACAUUUGUUGGAGAAAUCCCAUUGAAAGUGCAAAAUAUGACUGAGCUUACUGGGUUGUCUCUCCAGAACAACUCUCUUUCUGGACCCAUCCCUGAUCUUCACCUUCCCAAACUGAGAUAUUUGAACUUGAGCUAUAAUAACCUCAGUGGGCCCAUUCCAGCUUCUCUGCAGAAGUAUCCAGCCAGUUCUUUCUUGGGGAAUGCUUUUCUAUGUGGGUUUCCCCUGGAACCAUGUCCAGGGACCACACCUUCUCCUUCUCCGAAUGCACCACCUUCCCAGGAAAGUAAUUUGGAAAAGUUUUGGGGAAAGCAUCACAAAAUUAUCAUAAUUGCAAUACUUGCUGGAGGAGCGGCAAUAUUGUUGAUUUUGAUUAUCAUACUCGUGAUAUGCAUCUGCAAGAGAAAGAGAGAUGGAGAGCCUCGCGCAGCCUCAUCCUCAUCCAAAGGGAAGGGUGUUGCGGGUGGAAGAGGAGACAAAUCCAAGCCAGAAUACAGCAGUGGUGUUCAAGAAGCAGAGAGGAACAAAUUAGUUUUCUUUGAGGGCUGUUCAUAUAAUUUCGACUUGGAGGAUCUGUUGAGGGCUUCAGCUGAAGUCCUUGGAAAAGGAAGCUACGGCACGACCUACAAAGCUGUUCUUGAGGAUGGCACGACAGUGGUGGUCAAGAGGCUGAAGGAGGUGGUGGCGGGAAAGAAGGAAUUUGAACAGCAAAUGGAGAUAAUUGACAGGCUUGGCCAGCACCAGGGUGUUGUUCCCUUGCGUGCUUUCUAUUACUCCAAGGACGAGAAGCUCUUGGUCUAUGACUAUGUUACACCGGGUAGCCUUUCAGCUGCUUUGCAUGGGAACAAAUCUGCUGGAAGAGCACCACUGGACUGGGAGACGAGAGUGAAGAUAUCGCUCGGCGCCGCACGAGCGAUCGCUCAUCUUCACACCGGAGCAGGCGGCAAGUUCAUCCACGGCAACAUCAAGUCGAACAACAUCAUCCUCUCGCGGGAGCUGAGCGCGUGCGCCUCGGACUUUGGCCUUGCGCAGCUCAUGGCCACCCCUCACUUCCACCCGCGGCUUGUCGGGUGACGCGCGCCCGCGGGCCCUGAGGGCCACAAAGCCG
Messenger RNA from Triticum urartu, 1989 nucleotides. RefSeq names its product putative inactive receptor kinase At5g58300. Gene Ontology annotation, molecular function: protein kinase activity; protein binding; ATP binding. Lineage: Eukaryota; Viridiplantae; Streptophyta; Magnoliopsida; Poales; Poaceae. Gene Ontology annotation, biological process: protein phosphorylation. The record is from RefSeq and is a predicted model, not a curated record.